Anopheles nili is the source of this 1176-nucleotide messenger RNA. RefSeq names its product venom serine protease-like. Lineage: Eukaryota; Metazoa; Arthropoda; Insecta; Diptera; Culicidae. Gene Ontology annotation, molecular function: serine-type endopeptidase activity. The record is from RefSeq and is a predicted model, not a curated record. Gene Ontology annotation, biological process: proteolysis. The coding region runs from base 1 to 1176 and encodes 391 amino acids. The transcript is spliced from 5 exons.
AUGUGGCUAAAAUUGGUGCGCCUGCUGGUCGCGUGUGCCGGCGUACGCCUCGUGCAAGGCCAGUGUUCGUUUACGCUCGAUAUGAAGUUCGGUUCGGUGUAUCAGCUUAUCUCGCCCCAGUAUCCAUCGAAUUACCCGCCCAACCUACAGUGCACGUACUUCAUCCGGGCACCUUACGGGUACCGGAUCGCGCUCGAUUGUCCCACGUUCCAGGUGCCUAGUAGCACCAACUGCAGGCUGGACUCGUUCAUGGUGUCCCGCGGUGGCCUAACGGACUUCUCCGAUGCGUACACCUACUGCGGGGCUGGUGAACUGCAUGAGAAAUCGAACGCCAACCGUCUGACGUUGCGCCUGACGUCGGCCCCGACAAGCACCGGGGGGAAGAUUUUAUGCAAUCUAAGCAUCCCUCAGCAGAGCUGCGAAUGCGGGCGUAAAAAAACGCAACGCAUCGUAAACGGAGUCGAAACGGCUGUCAAUGAGUUCCCGAUGAUGGCGGCUCUGAUCGAUGUCAAAACGAAAACUGUCAUUUGUGGUGCCACUAUCGUCACCAACGAGUACGCGCUGACGGCGGCCCACUGUCUGUUGCAGCGCGCGACGAACGAUACGGUGCUGCUGGUGGGUGAUCAUAACCUUAAAACCGGAAGCGACACCAGCUACUCGCAGGUGUACGUGUUGGCGCAGUUCCUGAGUCACUCGGGCUUCACGCUUAAGCCGGUGGCGAAUGAUAUCGCGCUGGUGCGCACGCAACAACCGAUCCAGUACAAUCCCGGCGUUGGUCCGGUUUGUCUACCGUGGCGCUACACGACGGAGUCCUUCGACGGUAGCAGGGUCGAGGCGACUGGUUGGGGUGACCUCGAUUUCGGAGGUCCUCGGGCUGAGGCGCUCAACAAGGUGCAACUGACCGUUGUCGGAAAUGGCGAGUGUUCUCGCAGGGUUGGAUUGACGGUGCCGUAUCAGCAGCUCUGCACCUUCACCAGUAACCGGGACACGUGUCAGGCUGAUUCCGGAGGACCACUGUUCUACACAAACGCCACAACCGGGCUGCUGUACAACGUGGGCAUCGUAAGCUAUGGGUACGCGUGUGCGACAGAUCGACCUAGCGUUAAUACGAGAGUCACCGAGUUCCUGGACUGGAUUAUGGCCAACACGCCUACGUCGUUCUACUGCUACCAGUGA